Molecule: messenger RNA, 2787 nt
Organism: Zea mays
Lineage: Eukaryota; Viridiplantae; Streptophyta; Magnoliopsida; Poales; Poaceae
Product: MYBGA transcription factor
Exons: 4
Coding region: 735-2414 (559 amino acids)
Source: RefSeq, a predicted model, not a curated record
AGGCUCGCCCACUCUCUCCCUCCCCCCUCCUCUUCCUCUCUCUCUCUAUCUCUCUCUCAGUCUCUCUCUUCCUCCUCAAAACUCUCUCUCCCAGCACUGAAAAUUCUCCACAUACUCUGCUGCUGCUAAGUGGUGGCAUCUCGUUUAGGCGAGAUCCCCCUCCUCCCCCGCUUUCCACUCCUCUCCUCCACCCUAGUCGACUCCUUCCCUGCAAUCCGCUGGCCGGCUCACAGUACCAGAGGAGUCCACCGGAGGAGCUCAGCUAGACUCCCACCCUGGUGGCUCGAUCGGCACCGGCCGCUGCCUGCGAGACUCCGCCAGGUAGAUCCUGCCCUCUCGCUGAAUUCCGAUUCCCUUUCGGCGUCCACGUGACGGUCUGAGGCGUGGGGGGAGUGCUGAAUUUUGGCCUCCUCGUCCUUCUACGUCCCAAUUCUGCCCGGACCCGCCGAGAAUUGCCCGUUCUCGGGACGCCGGGCGUGCUGUUCACGGCAUGCGGUGCUUUGAUCUGUGAAUUCUGGGAGACGGAACCACCUUUUCUCUCUCGCCUUUACCCGAAAUCUCCUGUAAACUGUGGGUGACAGUGAUACCACUCUCUGCCUGGGUGUUCCGUUCUUAAGAUCAAGUGCUGGACAGUCUAGUCUAGCCGUUAACUAAGUCCUUGCUUCCUUUUUUUUUCACUCUCUCUGCUGGAUUGGGGAAUUUGGUGGUUUCCAUCUACCAGUAAAUCACGCGCGAUGUACCGGGUGAAGAGCGAGGGGGAGGGCGAGGGCGAGGGCGACUGCGAAAUGAUGCUGCAGGAACAGAUGGACUCGCUGGUGGCCGACGACGUCAGCAGCGGAGGAGGGUCGCCUCACAGGGGCGUCGGCACGCCCCUGAAGAAGGGGCCAUGGACGUCCGCGGAGGACGCCAUCCUGGUGGACUACGUUAAGAAGAACGGCGAGGGCAACUGGAACGCGGUGCAGAAGAACACCGGGCUGUUCCGCUGCGGCAAGAGCUGCCGCCUCCGGUGGGCGAACCACCUCAGGCCCAACCUCAAGAAGGGGGCCUUCACCCCCGAGGAGGAGCGCCUCAUCAUCCAGCUCCACGCCAAGAUGGGGAACAAGUGGGCGAGGAUGGCUGGUCACUUGCCAGGGCGUACUGACAAUGAGAUCAAGAACUACUGGAACACUCGAAUAAAGAGAUGUCAACGAGCUAGCCUUCCUAUUUAUCCUGCUAGUGUAUGCAAUCAAUCUACAAAUGAAGAUCAGCAACUGUCUGGUAAUUUUAACGGUGGCGAGAAUAUAUCCAAUGAUCUUCUAUCUGGGAACAGCCUUUAUCUGCCAGAUUUUACCAGUGACAAUUUCAUUGCGAACCCAGAGGCUUUAUCCUAUGCACCACAGUUGUCAGCUGUUUCAAUAAGCAAUUUGCUCGGCCAAAGCUUUGCAUCAAAAAGUUGUAGCUUCAUGGAUCAGGUUGACCAAGCGGGGAUGCUGAAACAAUCUGGCUGUGUGCUUCCUGCAUUGAGCGAUGCCAUUGACAGUGUGCUUUCCUCAGCUGAUCAUUUUUCAAAUGACUCUGAGAAGCUCAGGCAGGCUUUAGGUUUUGAUUAUCUGAAUGAAGCCAAUGCUAGCAGCAAGAGUAUUGCACCUUUCGGGGUUGCACUUACUGGCAGCCAUGCCUUUUUAAAUGGCAAUUUCUCUGCUUCUAGGCCCACAAAUGGUCCUUUGAAGAUGGAGCUCCCUUCACUCCAAGAUACUGAAUCUGAUCCAAAUAGCUGGCUCAAGUAUACUGUGGCUCCUGCAAUGCAGCCUACUGAAUUAGUAGAUCCUUACCUGCAGUCUCCAUCAGCGACCCCUUCAGUGAAAUCUGAGUGUGCAUCGCCGAGGAACAGUGGUCUUUUGGAAGAGCUGCUUCAUGAAGCUCAGGCACUAAGAUCUGGGAAGAACCAACAAUCAUCGGUCCGAAGUUCAAGUUCUUCUGCUGGCACACCUUAUGAGACUACCACGGUGGUUAGCCCAGAGUUUGAUAUGGGUCAGGAAUAUUGGGAAGAACAGCCCAGUUCUUUCCUCAGUGAAUAUGCUCAUUUUAGUGGAAAUUCUUUCACUGAAUCCACUCCUCCUGUUAGUGCUGCGUCACCUGAUAUCUUCCAGCUCUCCAAGAUUUCUCCUGCACAAAGCCCUUCAAUGGGCUCUGGCGAGCAGGCGUUAGAGCCUAAACAUGAGUCGGCAGCUUCACCUCGUCCUGAAAACUUGAGGCCUGAUGCAUUAUUCUCUGGGAACACAGCCGAUCCAUCCAUUUUCAAUAAUGCCAUAGCCAUGCUCCUGGGCAAUGGCAUUGAUGCCGAGUACAAACCUGUUCUUGGUGAUGGAAUUGUGCUCGAUUCUUCGUCAUGGAACAACAUGCAACAUGCUUUUCAGAUGGCGGGAUUCAAAUGAGUUCCAUGCACUUGUUUGUGAUGCUGAAGGGCUUCUUGUUGCUUGUUUUGGGGUCAGUAUCAGCGAAGGCCGCAUUGAUUGUGACGCUGCAUUCCUGACAGAGGGCGUGCAGGUGCAGCAGCUACCAUAUGUGAUCUUCAUGCUAAUAGUCCUUUUGUCUAAUAAAGUGCAUGAAGAUAAACCGGAUAUUUUUUUUUUGCUUUGUAUUAGAGAACCGUUUUUGUCAACCCUGUCAGGAUUCUGUUGGAAAUGUGUCAUGAUUUUUGUUUGAACAAUUUAAUAUCUGUCAUUGAUACUGUGCUGUGUGCUACUCCUUGAUGCAUUUGCUUGUGGCAGCAAAUUGUUUAAGUAUACACUGUCAUUGCUGCUGGCA